ACUUCACAGCCAAUCAGAACACACCAUGUGUAAACAUGGCGUCUGACUUGAGGUCAAGAUGUGUGGUGCUUCUGUUCUACACAUGUUUGCUGUGUAUAUUAGCGACUGACAGUAAAAUUAAGCCCAAGGUAAAGAAGGACAUCCGAGACUACAAUGACGCAGAUAUGGCACGGCUCCUGGAACAAUGGGAGGAGGAUGAUGACAUUGAGGAAGGUGACCUUCCUGAGCACAAAAGGUCUUCUCCUCCCAUUGAUUUCUCCAAGGUGGACGCUUCCAAACCAGAGGAGCUUCUCAAGAUGUCCAAGAAAGGCAGGACUCUGAUGGUUUUUGCUUCAGUGACAGGAGAUCCUACUGAAAAAGAGACAGAGGAGAUCACAGGACUAUGGCAGGGUAGCCUCUUCAAUGCCAACUUUGAUGUUCAGAGGUUCGUAGUGGGCUCCAACAGGGUGAUCUUUAUGCUGCGGGAUGGGAGUUUGGCCUGGGAGGUCAAGGACUUCCUUGUGGCCCAGGAACGCUGCUUGGAUGUUACUGUGGAGGGCCAGGUGUUUCCAGGGAAAGCUGUGAAGAAGGAUGAUGCUAAACACAAACAGCAGAAUGAAGUCAACACCAAGAGUAAGAGCAAGAAAAACACAGAGAGCAAGAAGCCUGACAUGGAGGGAAACAGAGCCAGCCUCAAACAGGAGCUGUGAUGGAACUCUACAGAAUGGGAGAUUGGUGGUCUAGUUUUUCCUGGUCUCAGACGUGCUGCUUCUCACGGCUGUGUGUGCUGCGGCACCGCAGGAAGAUGCAGUGGUUUGAAGUCAGUGGUAUGAAUGAACUAAUAAAUCCUGUUAGGUACAUUCAGCUUUGACCACUCAGCUGGAAUCAUUAUGCAGUGAUUUAUUGUCUUUUCCCCUCCUCCCCCUCACUGGAUCAUGGUGCAAUGACAAGCACACUAUUAAAAUCGUCAGUCUUUGUCUGAUUGCAGACAAACUCUUUAAAAUCAGUUGUAAUCUAAUGCUGUCUAAAUUUUUGUUCAAUUAUCACCGGAUGAAAACGAACACAUGCUAAUGUUGUUUGAAAGAUACUCACAGUAAGCAUUACUAAACUGUUGUUUUUUGUGCCAAGAGCCAUGUUUAGUACAGAUCUUUUUUCCUGGUACAGAAAUGGAGUCAUUCAUCGGACCUGUCAGUCCCAGUCUCUUAUUCAUUGUUCAUGUACAGCAGUACUUCAAUAUUUUAUACAAAUGUAGCACCUAAAAGUUUUGCUUGAUUUUUCACUGAAUAUGAAAAUAAAAAUUUUUGAUAUAA
This is a messenger RNA of Stegastes partitus (bicolor damselfish), 1289 nucleotides long. RefSeq names its product mesoderm development LRP chaperone (gene mesd). NCBI's taxonomy places the organism in Eukaryota, Metazoa, Chordata, Actinopteri, Pomacentridae. Bases 36 to 689 code for a protein of 217 amino acids. The record is from RefSeq and is a predicted model, not a curated record. The transcript has 3 exons. Gene Ontology annotation, biological process: protein folding.